Molecule: messenger RNA, 1664 nt
Organism: Xyrauchen texanus (razorback sucker)
Lineage: Eukaryota; Metazoa; Chordata; Actinopteri; Cypriniformes; Catostomidae
Product: H/ACA ribonucleoprotein complex non-core subunit NAF1-like
Exons: 9
Coding region: 18-1565 (515 amino acids)
Biological process (GO): pseudouridine synthesis; ribosome biogenesis; box H/ACA snoRNP assembly
Cellular component (GO): sno(s)RNA-containing ribonucleoprotein complex
Molecular function (GO): RNA binding
Source: RefSeq, a predicted model, not a curated record
UGGAAAUCCAAAUAAACAUGGAGAGCUCCAUCGCUGAAAGCAUCAAUGAUAGCAAGGUCUUCCGUAAAGAUGAGACCAAAUCUGGAAUAGAAAAAAUGGAAGUGCAUAGUAACAUUUUACCAUUUCAGCUGAAAGCUGAUCAGAGCUCCAGUUGUCAACUUGGACCAGCAGGAGAACCGUGCUCCAGUAAUCAGUCUAGACUGACGGGAGAUCAGUGCACCAGUGUUCAAUUUAAACAGACAGUACAUAAGUGCACCAGUAUUCAAUUGGAACAGUCAGGAGAUCACUGCAACAAUAUUGAGUUGGAACAGACAGCAGAUCAGUGCACCAGCAUUCAGUUGGAACAGACAGCAGACCAGUGUAUCAACAUUCAGCCUAAACAGUGCACCAGUCCUCAAUAUGGGCUGACAGGAGAUCAGUGCAUCAGUAUUCAGUCUGAACGGUGCAGCAGUCCUCAGUCGGAACAGACUGGAGAUCAUUGCACCAGUGUUCAGUUGGAACAGGCGGGAGAUCGGUGCACUAUCGUUCAGUCUGGCACUGGAUCCUUGGCUCUUCUGAGUAUGCAGUACAGAGGAAACGGCUCAGAUGGCAACUGCUCAGAAAGUGACACAGAUUCCUCAUCCUCCACAUCCACCUCUUCAUCAUCCUCUUCCUCCUCCGAGCCUUUAAUGGUGAAUCACGCUGAAGAUGGAGUUGCCAAAGGCCAUGGAAAGGGGCUAGCACCAGUGCAAACACAAGAUGGGCUACUUCUAGAGGACCUCCCUGCAGUGGAGAACUUGACCAUCAGCCUUACAGGGGAUACAGAGAUUGAGCCCGUUGGAAUGAUAUCAAGCAUUGUAGAGCGUUUAGUGAUCGUGGAGUCAUUCAAGAACACACCACCAUUGAAUGAGGACAGCGUGUUAUUCAGCAAAGACAGAAACUCUAUUGGAAAGGUUUUUGAAGUCUUUGGGCCAGUUUGUCAGCCCUACUAUGUUUUGAGGUUCAAUUCCCAUGAAGACAUAGACCAGAAAGAUCUUAAAAUUCGAGACCUGGUUUACUUUGCCCCAAAAAUCAAAGAUUUCACAGACUACAUCUUUACAGAGCAACUCAAAGAAACCAAAGGGUCAGAUGCAUCCUGGAAAAAUGACCAGGAACCACCUCCUGAGGCACUAGACUUUAGCGAUGAUGAGCAAGAGAGACUGGCCAAGCAGAAACUGAAAGAGCAAAAGAGACGACAACAGAACGAUUCUAACUCUGAGGACGAGUCAGAUGUCCUUAAAGCUGUGCCUCCUCAAAAAUGUGCUCGGCGGAAACCCAGACAGAAUCACAACGUUCCACGUGUGCAGCACCACAAUCGCGGCGGUGGUUUCCAUAGCAAUUAUCAUGCACACCCCUACUUUCCACAUUCUGAGUACAUGUACCCCCCUUCAGAUCCACACAUGUUUCCCUUCCAGGGCCCAAUGUACCCACCCUAUCACAGACCACCGCCCUUUCCCAUGGGCAUGCACCCUCGGCCCCCAGGCGCCAAUCAGGGCUAUAUGUUUCAGCCCCCACCUCCUCCCCCACCACCACCAUCUAAUCGAUAAACCUGUGAUUUAAUUAUCUUCCAUUAUCACCAAAUCUUGUGCCCAAAGAAGGGAACACAAUAUUUGAUAACUAACUGUAUACAUGUGUAUAGUAUUAAA